AUGCCAGUAACGAUCGCUCUUCAAUCGAACCCGAACGUGCUUUGACGUGAACGGCAUUAGAAAUCAUGGCUGGAUUUAAGCGUUUUCUGUUUAUUUUAGUGGUAUCAUUCACCUCGACGUCACUUGGAGCUCGAUAUUUUUGCGAUAACUACAGCGAGGAAGAUUCGUUUUGCUUGAUUACGAGCGUCACUGCCGAUAUCCAUUCCUGCAGGGUGGAAUUUCCCGAGCACACAUCCAUUCAACUGCAGUUUGCUCUCCUGGAUGAACUUUCUAGUCAGCUACUGUAUCGCAUGCAGAAUGUGGAACGAUUGGACAUCUUCAACAGUAAUAUAAAAAGUGCAUUCCUCAAACCAGAGUUGAAGUACUUCAGAGUUUCCCGCUGUCAGCUGAAUGAAAUCCAGAUCGACACUGCUGAGCCAUACCACUUAACAGAACUUCAUUUGCCUGAGAAUGAACUUGCCGCAAUACCGAAAGAUUUGAGUCAUCUUUCAAACUUGACUUUGGUAGAUUUGUCGAAUAACCAUCUUUCAUUUCUCAACAUGCAAGACUUCACCGGAUUGGAUCAGCUAACCAUUUUGGGUCUGAGUUACAAUAGCAUCAAAGCUGUGUUUUCAACAGGACUUGUUAGGAUAGCUUCGUUGAAAUUUCUGAAUCUAGCUCAUAACCAAAUCACCACGCUGGACAUCUCCCGUUGGAUCAUGCCCGAAUUGAAUGAACUGGACGUUUCGAGCAACAGCUUGGAUCGAAUUGAGAACAUUCUAGUUCAACUACCGGGAUUGAACACCGUUCGACUCGAUGGCAAUCAGUGGGAUUGCCCAUGGCGGGAUGAUGUUCUAGAGAUAGCCAGAAGUACCAACAGGACGUUCGAAUGGAUUGGCUUGGAUCCGUGUCAUGCCAAGGUGAAAAUUCAAGGAUUAGCUCAAAAGUCGAGGAACGAGCAAAAACUGAAGGAUUCGCUGGGCGAUACUAUAACGAAGAUCGCUAAAAAUGUCACCCAAAACGUGAUAAACUUUGAUGACAUCGUUGAUGAUGUUUUCUGUAGAAUCCUUGGUGGUCAAUAAAAUGUGAUUUGAAUUAAAA
Messenger RNA from Ochlerotatus camptorhynchus, 1080 nucleotides. RefSeq names its product toll-like receptor 3. Gene Ontology annotation, molecular function: protein binding. Lineage: Eukaryota; Metazoa; Arthropoda; Insecta; Diptera; Culicidae. The transcript has 2 exons. The record is from RefSeq and is a predicted model, not a curated record. Bases 66 to 1061 code for a protein of 331 amino acids.